Pygocentrus nattereri (red-bellied piranha) is the source of this 5802-nucleotide messenger RNA. RefSeq lists its product as uncharacterized. The record is from RefSeq and is a predicted model, not a curated record. The coding region runs from base 27 to 5474 and encodes 1815 amino acids. The transcript has 56 exons. Lineage: Eukaryota; Metazoa; Chordata; Actinopteri; Characiformes; Serrasalmidae.
CAGCUUUCCGUCCUGCAUGGGUCAACAUGGAUCGAACUACAGCCGCAGUGACUCUAUUUGGGCUCUUAUUCAUCUGGGCUACUGCUGCCCCAGCUGAGAGGGCACGAGGUGUUGACAUCUACAGCUACCACAUUAACUCCACAAUAAACAGCCGCUACGCCAUCACCGUCAUUACAAGUCGUGUGAUAAACCGGCUCAGUGAGUCCAAAGAAGUCCAUUUCCAGGUCAAGAUACCCAACAAUGCUUUCAUCAGCAAGUUCAGCAUCACCAUAGAUGGGAAGACGUAUGAUGGAGUUGUGAAGGAGAAAGAAGAGGCUCAGCAGCAGUACAGUCAGGCAGUGUCUCGGGGAGAAAGUGCUGGGAUGGUCAGUCCCAUUAUUAUCCACAGCUCAGUAGGAAGGACUCUGGAGGAGUUUAAGACCACAGUGACGGUGGCUGCUUUCAGUAAAGUGACCUUUGAGCUCGUCUAUGAGGAGCUGCUGCAGCGACAGCAUGGCAAAUAUCAGCUACUCAUCAACGCCCGACCGAUGCAGCCUGUAGCAGAUUUCAAGAUUGAUGUGACCAUUUAUGAGAGUUCAAGAGUUUCCUUCCUGGAGGUAACAGAUCCUGCGAACGAGGAGAUUCGCCACGGUUUAACCGUUACAAAGUCUGACAAAGUGACAUGGGUGGAGAUCUACCUCGCCCAUCAGCAGCAGACACGCUGUAGGAACGUUUGUGGAGAAAAUGGACUGGAUAUGGACCUGAUCAUAACUUACGAUGUCGAGAGAACAAAAUCCAUUGGAGAAAUCAAGACAUCGGACAGCUUUUUCGUCCACUUCUUUGCACCCACAGAUAUUGAGCGCAUUCCAAAAAAUGUGGUGUUUGUAAUUGACCAAAGUGGCUCCAUGAGUGGGAGAAAGAUUAUACAGACCCGAUGGGCGCUGCUGAAGAUUUUAGAUGAUCUUGCUAAGGACGACCACUUUGGGCUGAUCACUUUUAACAAUGAAGUAAAGGUCUGGAAACCUGAACUUGUUCAAGCCACAGAGACGAAUCUGGAGUCAGCAAGGAGCUUCGUGACACAGAUUCUAAAUCAAGGAGACACGGACAUCAACGCUGCAGUGCUGAGGGGAGCGGAGAUGCUCAACAAACACUCACAAGAUCAGUCUGCCUCCAUCCUCAUCCUGCUGACUGAUGGAAUGCCCAAUACAGGUGAGACUGACACAACAAAAAUUCAGGCCAAUGUGAAAGAGGCCAUUGGGGGAAAGUUUCCUUUCUAUUGUCUUGGCUUUGGAUUGGAUGUCAAGUUGGAUUUCCUGGAGAAAUUGGCUGAGGAAAAUAAUGGACUCGCUCGCAGGAUCUAUGAGAAUUCAGAUCCUUACUUACAGCUAAAGGGUUUCUAUGAGGAAGUGGCCAAUCCUCUGUUAACUAAUGUCCAGCUGAAGUACACUGGAGCAGCGAAUCUCACCCAGACCAGGUUCAGCCAAUACUACCAAGGCUCAGAGAUCGUGGUAGCUGGACAGCUCACAGACAGCCUGGACACAUUAGAAACAGAGAUCACUGGAACCUCAAAAAAUAGUGCAGUGACCUACAAGCACUCAACUAACAUAAGCACUGGUUUUUUGCUACAAGAUACAUACAUCAGACGGCUGUGGGGUUUUCUUACAGUGAAACAGCUUCUCAUUAAGGAGAAGAUACUUCACGGGCAGGAGAAGGAGGCAGCCAGGAAAGAAGCCCUAGAUCUCUCUCUGAAAUACACAUUUGUGACCCCACUGACCUCUAUGGUGGUUAUGAAGCCCCAGGACCAGGACGUGCAGGUUGCCCAAAAGCCUAAAGAGAAGGAUUAUGUAAAUGGAGCUGAAAACCAUGAUUCAUCAAGGGCACCUACUCUGUUCGUCCCCCCUCCUCCUCCUCCGCGGCCAGCUUCACGUUUAGCGGAUCCAUAUUAUAUUCAAAUAUAUGUGAGAUUCUUGAUCUCUUCCACUGGUCAGCUUAAGCCACUCUGUUAUGACCAACCCGCUCCCUUUAAGUACCGCAUGCUGAUAGAUCCGUCCUCAGGCUUCUUUAUGAAUGGUGAGCUCGUCAGUAAUGGAUUUCGAAGAAUUCUUAUUCAAUUCAAAGAUAAGUAUUACCUUAAGCUCAGCACCCACAACAUCCGUUACUAUGACGGUCUGAAUGACUUGACGUUUUUGUGGGAGCAGGAACCCCCCGAGUUUCAGAUAGACAGUGUGUCUAUGAUUCUAAAAGACAAUGAAAUGGAUGUCACCAUGGGAACCAUUCGUGUUGUUUUCCUCCUUCAUAAGGAAAAUGGGGAAUUCUUUCUUUGGCCAGAUGUUAAGCUGCCACCAAACGCCGACAUAAAAGGCAUUUUUGGAAAAGCCAAUCUUCAGUAUGAAGAAUUACCAGGAUCACUGAUCAACCUCGGGGAUAAACAAGUGCAAGCGAGCUGGAGCAAUGCCACUGACUAUCGACGCUCUUCAGCGCCUGUCCUUGGAUGCUGGCUCGUACCAUACGAGUCUGUCCUGCCGGGGGAGUUCUCUAAUUUCAUUCUGGUGUACUGUAAGAGGCGAGACAUUGACAUCUACAGCUUCCACAUAAACUCCACGGUCACCAGCCGCUACGCCGUCACAGUCAUCACGAGCCGCGUGGCAAACCGACUCAAUGAGUCCAAAGAAGUCCAUUUCCAGGUCAAGAUUCCCAAGAACGCUUUCAUCAGCAAGUUCAGAAUGACCAUGGAGGGGAAGACGUAUGAUGGAGUUGUGAAGAAGAAAGAAGAGGCUCAGCGGCAGUACAGUCAGGCAGUGUCUCGGGGAGAAAGCGCUGGGAUGGUCAGCUCAGUAGGAAGGACUCUGGAGGAGUUUAAGACCUCAGUGACGGUGGCUGCUUUCAGUAAAGUGACCUUCGAACUGACCUAUGAGGAGCUGCUAAUUCGACGCCUUGGCAAAUAUCAGCUACUCAUCAACGCCCAACCGAUGCAGCCUGUAGCAGAUUUCAAGGUUGACGUGCACAUUAAAGAGGGUCCAGACAUUUCCCUGCUAGAAGUGAAAGGAGGACUGAACACCAACGAGCUGGCCAAAGCUGUAACCACUACACGAUCGGGCAAUGAGGUGUGGGUGGCCUUCUACCCGACUCGUGAGCAGCAGACCAAGUGUGAAGGCUGUGCAGAAAGUGGCCUGAAUGGAGACCUGAUCAUAACCUAUGAUGUAGAGAGAUUAAACCCCAGUGGAGAACUGCAGAUAGCAGACGGCUAUUUUGUCCACUACUUCUCACCGACGAAUGUCCAGCGAAUCCCAAAAAAUGUGGUCUUCAUCAUCGACCGAAGUGGCUCCAUGUACGGCCGGAAAAUGCAGCAGACCCGGUUGGCGAUGCUUAAGAUUUUGGGAGAUCUUACUAGUGACGACACCUUUGGGCUGAUCACCUUCGACAGUCAAGUAGAUGUUUGGAAACCUGAACUUCUCCAGGGCACAGAGAAGAACCUAGAGCAGGCAAAGAACUUUGUGAAGCAGAUUCGAGAUCGAGGAGCCACCGACAUCAACGAGGCAGUGCUGAAGGGCGUGGAAAUGAUCAAGAGACACCCGAGAGAAGGCUCCGCCUCCAUCCUCAUCCUGCUGACGGAUGGAGACCCCACAGCAGGUGAAACCAACAUAAUGAGGAUUCAGGCCAAUGUGAAAGAGGCCAUCGGGGGGAAGUUUCCUCUGUACUGUCUGGGCUUCGGAUUUGAUGUCAACUUCGAUUUCCUGGAGAAAAUGGCUCUGGAAAAUAAUGGACUUGCCCGCAGGAUCUAUGAGGACUCAGACGCUGACCUACAGCUACAGGGGUUCUAUGAAGAGGUGGCCACUCCCCUCUUAACUAAUGUCCAGCUGAGCUAUACUGGAGUAGGAAAUCUCACCCAGACCAGAUUCAGCCACUACUACAACGGCUCAGAGAUUGUAGUUUGUGGACAGAUCACAGACAACAGCCUGGAGACUUUCCAAGCAGAGGUCAUCGCAGUCUCAAAAAGCAAUGAAGUGAAAUAUGAGGAUUCUGUGUCAGUGAAAGACCUCGCUGGGUUGCCUGAACAUGAAAACAUCCAGCGACUCUGGGCUUACCUCACGGUGAAACAACGACUGGAGAAAGAAGUGACACUUAAAGGAGAGGAGAAAGAAGCAGCCAAGAAAGAAGCCCUGGAUCUCUCUCUUAAGUACAAGUUUGUGACUCCACUGACCUCCAUGGUGGUCACCAAGCCCCACGAAGAGGACACACAGGUUGCCCACAAACCUAAAGAGGGAGAACAGUCACACGGACAUCACCACCGUGUGCAAGCACUGCCGCAGCUGCCCCCAUACGGCCUCGGCCCUCCUCCUUUUGCUCACUCUCCAGGUGCUGCUUCGAUGCCAGUGCUAUCUGGUCAACCAGGACCUGUUUGGGUUCCAGGCAUUGGACCUAGUUACAUCGCCCCUCCGCCUAUUGUUCACUCUCCAGUCCUCAGCGCUCUGCCUAUUGUUCACUCUCAAGACUCCCACGCUCCGCCUCUUGUUCACUCUCCAGUUUCUUCUCGUAUCAUAGUUUCUUCUCGUAUCAUAGACAUCGGCGCUCCGCCUAUUGUUCAGUCUCCAGACCUCUACUCUUCAUCUAUUGUUCAGUCUCCAGGUUAUGCACAUGCACCAGAAGCGAGAAUGGAAGACUCCCACGCUCCACCUCUUGUUCACGCUCAAGGUCAAGAAGAGCAGGAAGCUGAAGAUGCUUCUCGUAUCAUAGACCUCCACGCUCCGCCUCUUGUUCGCUCUCAAGUGUGGAUUGAUUGCUUUAUAACAGACAUGAUCUUUGAGCCAGCGCCAACCGUCGUACCAUUUCAGAUGACCAACCUUCCAACACUUACAGGUUUUACUUCCUCCGGGGAUUAUGUGAGGUUUUUGGUCGCUUCUAGUCAUCAGCCUAAGCCACUCUGCUAUGAUGUGCCUGUGGCGACCAAACUCAGCCUUCUGUCGGACCCCUCCUCAGAAUUCUCUAUGAAUGGUGAGCUCAAGCUGUAUGGAGGGAAAGGCUUUAAGGAAAUUGCUAUUCAUUACAAAACGGAUCAUCUCCUGACCCUCAACACCAGCGAGAUCCGCUACUCUGACGGUCAGAAUCAUGUGAAGUUCGUUUGGGGGCAGCAGCCCACCAAGUACGAGAGAGACAGUGUGUCUCUGAUUCUGAAGAACGAUGAAGUGGACGUCACCAUGGGAACCGUGCGUGUUGUUUUCCUUCUUCAUAAGGAAGACGGAGAUGUAUUUCUGUGGCCUGCUGUUCAUCAACUACCAAAAGGCGUUUCCUUGCAAGGCAUUCUGGGGAAAACGGAUGUUCAGUAUGAAGAGUUACCACACUCAUGGAUCAGAAUCAAUGUUCAGGGGGUCCCAGCAGAUAUGAGCACUGCCACCGACUACGGACGAGCUUCAGCCCCAAGUGUGGACUGCUGGCUUGUACCCUUGUGGUUUGUCCUGCAGGGGGAGCUCUCUGACUUCACUGUGUCUCAGCUGUAAAGAUGUAUCUUGAAAAUUUCACAGCUAUCUUCCAAACAGCUUGGUAGAACAUGUAGGAGAAAAUUAAACGCUUUUAAUGCUGGCCCAAGUUAUGCUGUGGGUCUAAAAGCUUACUGUAGCGAUGCUCUGUGAUUAGCAAUGUAACGGCUUUAUAGAUUUUUCUUAGAAAGUUAGAGAGCUGAAGAUUUCAGGAGAUCCUCUGGAAAAAGCUCAAGCUAUACCAGCAUGAAUGUAUAAACAAAUGAGAUACGGUAUGAAGGUGGUACAAAUGUAAAAACCUUGCUGAACCAAUAAAAAAUGCUUAACCUCAUGUGGGUCUCAACCUCAA